UCUUCCACCCACGCGUGGGUCUGCCCUGGUUCGUCCCAGUUGCGUCUGGUUCUCUCGCUCUCCAGUACUCCAUAUUCAAUAAUCAUUUCGAUUAUAUAUACAUUUCCAUUUUUUUAAUGCAAAAGCAUUGGACAUUUCACCUAUAUAUAUAAAGCCCUACGAAUCUAUUCAAAUCAUUCAGUUGCCAAAGCCCCGUACCAAAAAAAUACUACUCCUAUACCAGAUUUCAAGUUCCAACUCCGUUUUUGAUCUUCAACUUUCUUGUUCUUUAAUAACCCUCUGAAAGCAACCUUAAACCUUCCCCUUCAUUUCUCUCUUUGUCUUGUUGAACAAGCAUGGCUUCCUUUGAAUUUGAUAACGUCAAGGCAGAGAAACAAGAUGCACUAUGGAGGUACAACAUGGAGAGGAAGUUGAGGAUUGGUCUUCGUUUAAUUGGGUUUUUGUUGGCUUUGUUUUUGGUGUUAUGGUCUUGGUUCCCCACGUUGAUUCCUGACACCGUCGAGGUUGCUGGGAAUUUUCGUCGCUGUUUCGUUUCCACUUUUAACAAGCCUCUUUUCACUUUCAUCGUCGUAAAUAUCAUCAUUCUUGCUGUUUAUGUUUUGUCUGGCCAAAAACAGAUCCAGAAACAAACCACCAACCCUGACUUCUACGACGAGUACGUUAGCUCUCGCCGGAGUAUACCCACGUCCGCUGUCGGCACAUCCAACUCUCCGGCCACGGAGGAGUCCAUGGUGGACAAACCAAUCAUCCUGGUAGAAAAUGCGGUUGCUCUUUCUUCAGUAAAGCAGCAACGUACGACAGUGCUUGAUACUGUUACAGAAACAAAAAUUUCCCUUUCACCAGUUAAACAACCUAUGACGACCCGUACAGCGACAAAAACAAAGCCUGAAGCUUCUUCAACUGAAGUCAAGCAAAAGAAGUACCAAACAACUCGAUCAAUGGUUUCAGAAUCUCGAAACCAACGGCCCCGGGACUUUCGGAGAUCGGAGACAGCUAUCAGCACAGAGUUGAUGAUUUCAGGUAGGGAGCCGCCGAGGAAAUCCAUGGAUGAGAUGAGCGACGAAGAGUUUCAGUUGAAAGUAGAUAGUUUCAUUGCUGAAACAAAGAAAACUCUGAUACAAGAAAACACUGCCCAUUGCACUUGGAGGAAAGAAAAGUGCAUGCCUAUUGUGGUUAAAAAUUAGGAUACUAGAUGAAAUUAGUAAGUUAAAAAAAUCUAUCUCGAUUUUGUUUGAUAUGUACAGUGCUAGUAUUUCCCUGGUUUUGUGGGAGUAUUAACAUUAAGAUAAUCUAUGGGAUCUUGUGCUUUUUUUUUUUAUUGUUUUAAUUUCUUUGUUUUUGUCUUUUUUUGCCUUUUUUUCCUUGAUCUUUGAAUUGGACAUUCGUUUAAGUGCUCUGUGAAUCAAUGUUUUUCUGCUUUGCCGGGUUUAUUAGUUGACUCUGAAUCAUGUGCAAUUCUGGUUAUUUUCUUGUCUGGGUCAAAUAUGAAAGUGCCUUCCAAUGAAAGGAUUUCUGAGACAAUAAAUUUCCUGAUUUUGUCCUGCUGAGUUGGUUUGGGUACAGUUUUCGAAUAUCUGAGUUUUCCUAUUCAGAAACAGAAGAAACUAUAUGAUUAUUCCUUUUUCUGUUGUUUUUUUUUUCCUCCGACAAGAGAAUUCAU
This is a messenger RNA of Durio zibethinus, 1660 nucleotides long. RefSeq lists its product as uncharacterized. Lineage: Eukaryota; Viridiplantae; Streptophyta; Magnoliopsida; Malvales; Malvaceae. The record is from RefSeq and is a predicted model, not a curated record.